UCUUUUUUUGGAAAUUGAGGAAAAAAAAAUUCUGGCCGGAAAACCACCUUCCAUGACCAAAACAACCAUUUCUCUUCUAAACCACCUCCACAAAACCACCCUUAGCACGCUUCACGGUCCUUUUUAUGUCCUCAAGUUUGUCGAGAACCAAACGCGCCCUUAUCUAUCUCCCUGGCUUUUGCCCUUUUAGCCUUUGUAGAAUCCUGGAAAUUUCGAGGUUGUUUUGUCUCCAGUCUCUGUCUUUUGGCUUUUUUCUUUUUCUUUUUUUUUUAACACCGGAGAGAGAAGGGUGAUUACUAACGUGCGCCGGUGGUGCGCAUGUUAAGAUGUUGAAAUUCGAAAGCUUUUAAGAUUUGAGAGUGUGUGUGUGAGAGAGAGAGGUGGGUGUGUGUUUUGUUUUGCUUGGGCGGCUAACUUUUGAUCGUGGUCGUACACGUGGAAGGCGGGAGAUGGGAGCGGAGGCGAUGGUGGUGGGCCCCGAUAAGAGGUGGGGCACAUGGGAGGAGCUUAUCCUAGGAGGCGCUGUGUUGAGGCACGGUACCCAAGACUGGAACGUCGUCGCUUCCGAGCUUCGUGCCCGCACCCUCUACCCCUAUUGCUUUACCCCUCAGGCCUGCAAGGCCAAGUAUGAGGACCUAAGAAGGCGUUAUUCUGGUUCCAAUGCUUGGUUUGAUGAGCUACGAAAGAGACGAGUUGCAGAACUGAAGAGAGAAUUGGAGAAAUCUGAGGACUCAAUUGGAUCGCUUGAGACGAAGAUUGAAAUUCUCAAGGCUGAGAAAAGACACUCCAGCAAAGCUGAUUGUGGCUCUAAUGGGACUGAAUCACCUGCUCCUCUUUUAAGAUCAGAUGGAAACGAAUCUUUUGGCAAGGAGACAUCCAAGGAUGGACUCUCUGCCAGUAGCUUCACCCAAGAUACAAGCAUUAGCUGGUCAUUGUAUCGACAGAUUCCAGUCUUAGUAUCAUGUGCAGGGACAGAUAUUAAGCAAGAAGUUUCAGUAUCUUUGGAGGAACAGAAGGAUUUACACACAAAAAAGCUGGUAGAGACUGGCAAUAGAGAGGGAGGGACUCCGAGGAAAAGAAGAGGUAUGAGGAAGAGGAAAGACUGUAACAUAGAAGCCAAAGAAGGAAGCAUUGGUGAGAGUGACAACCAUGGGUCAACUAAUGUAGUAUCUAGUUCUCGCUGUAAGGAAACUUCUACAAGUGAUUGUGAUCAGACUAUUAGGCUUCCCGGUAGAGAUGGCAACACCAAAGGUGCAUGCCAGAUGAGAAGUGAUUGUUUGAUCGGCAUUUUCAAUUCUAUUGCGGAGUACAAGGUAGCUUUUGUCUUUAGACAUCGGCUUGAUAGUCAGAAGAGAGCAAGAUACAAGAAAAUCAUCAGGCAACAUAUGGAUUUUGACAUGAUAAGAUCUAGAUUGGUCAGCUGUUCCAUCCACUCAGCAAGAGAGCUCUUUCGAGACUUGCUUUUGCUUGCAAAUAAUGCCCUGGUGUUUUACUCAAAAAGGACACGGGAGUAUAAAUCGGCAGUGGCGCUGAGAGAUAUUGUACUGAAAGCAUAUCGACAGCACUUCAAGGGUUCUUAUAACAAAGCUACUUCUGCAUCCCUUCCAAUGCGAUCAUUGUAUAAUCCUCCUGUGAAGCCACGGAGUGCCCGUCGUCGCCCAAGUCAACCCAAACAAUCAGCUAAGCUGGACAAAGCUGAGAAAUUUGUUGUUAACGCUCCCAAGGUACAUCCUAAACCAGGUGAUCCUGAUGCUAAUGUUCCGCUUCAGUCGUUAUUGACGGCAAAGAAAGGUGUAAAACGCCCUCUGAAGGUAAAAACUGCAUCAGCUAAACCACAAUCCAAGACUCCACUGCCGAAGGACAAGAAAGCUGCUCGACAACGGUGAAUAUGUUUUAGUAUUUUUGUAACAUCUUCCCGGUUUUUUGCAUUAACUUCUUGCUGUACAGAUGCUCUUCUUUUUGCAAAUGAGGCUAGGUAUGUCAACUAGGUUAACUAGGUUGUAUCUGCUGGCCAUUCAAGUGAAGAAACACAGUAGAUGUGAAUGAACUGUUCAUAAAUAGUUUCAGAGACUCUUCAUCAUGCGAAGCUCUUGGCAAAAUGGUGCUUUAAAACUGGCCUUUGUGAACUGCGCUUUAAUGGUUGUCUUGCCUUUUUUUGAGCGAUUUGUUCCAUAACCACAGAGUCCUAGCAACCAGGUGUGCUUCUCUUCCCCCUUUCUUGGCGCUUUCCUUUUGACAUCUACAUCCCUCGAGAGAGGGCUGAGAAGCUAUAUGUAUAUACGGACCUGAGUGGCUGAAUACUGUAUAUCAAAUAUCCAUGCAAGUUAGUCCAUACUUUAAACAAA
Molecule: messenger RNA, 2345 nt
Organism: Coffea arabica (coffee)
Lineage: Eukaryota; Viridiplantae; Streptophyta; Magnoliopsida; Gentianales; Rubiaceae
Cellular component (GO): NuA4 histone acetyltransferase complex
Molecular function (GO): protein binding
Source: RefSeq, a predicted model, not a curated record